Prosopis cineraria is the source of this 1529-nucleotide messenger RNA. Its product is annotated as patatin-like protein 2. Gene Ontology annotation, biological process: lipid metabolic process. The transcript has 7 exons. NCBI's taxonomy places the organism in Eukaryota, Viridiplantae, Streptophyta, Magnoliopsida, Fabales, Fabaceae. Bases 80 to 1282 code for a protein of 400 amino acids. Gene Ontology annotation, molecular function: glycerophospholipase activity; monoacylglycerol lipase activity. The record is from RefSeq and is a predicted model, not a curated record.
UUCUCCUUACAUUAGAGCGUAUAUUUUCCAAGUCUAUUCUUUGAUUUGUUUUCUCUCCUCUCGUAGCCUCUCGAGCUCGAUGGAAGCCACAAAGGCCGACGUACCUGCAAGCAGCGGAAACCUAGUCACCGUGCUUAGCAUUGAUGGCGGUGGCAUUAGGGGAAUUAUUCCCGGAAUUAUCCUGGCUUUUCUUGAAUCAGAGCUCCAGAAGCUGGAUGGUGAGGAUGCAAGAUUGGUGGAUUAUUUUGAUGUAAUCGCAGGAACCAGUACUGGGGGCUUAUUGACUGCAAUGGUGACUGCCCCCAACGAAAAGAAUCGACCCUUGUACGCCGCCAAGGAAAUCAAGGACUUCUAUCUUGAGCACGGCCCAAAAAUCUUCCCGCAGCAUACUCACUUUCUCUCCGACGUGGUGAAGCUCGGCAAAACGCUGUCAGGACCAAAGUAUGACGGCAAGUAUUUGCACGGCCUUCUUAGAGACAAACUGAAAGACACAAAAUUGCACCAGACACUGACAAAUGUGGUCAUCCCCACAUUUGACAUCAAGCUCGUUCAACCCACCAUUUUUUCCAACUUCAAGCUGAAGAGAAGGCCGGAAUUAGAUGCCUUGAUGUCAGACAUAUGCAUCGGGACAUCCGCGGCACCCACGUAUCUUCCAGCUCACUAUUUUGAGACCAAGGACGAUGAAGGAAAAGUGGUCAGGGAAUUUAACCUUAUUGACGGGGGCGUUGCUGCAAAUAACCCGACUCUGGUAGCGAUGGCAGAAGUGACAAACAGAAUAAGAGCAGAGGAGAGGACAGAGUUCGGCGUAUCAGCGAUGCAAUACGACAGGUUUCUGGUGAUAUCGUUAGGAACUGGGGAUCACAAGCAGGAGUAUCGAUACUCUGCUGAGGAGGCUGCUGAAUGGGGUAUCCUGAGCUGGCUAUCCAGCAACGGUUCUAACCCCUUGAUUGACUGUUUUGGCCAAGCUAGUGCUGACAUGGUUGACUUCCACCUUGCCUCUGUUUUCCGAGCUCUCUACUCCGAGAAAAACUAUCUCCGCAUCCAGGAUGAUACUUUAACUGGCGACUUGUCUUCUGUAGAUGUGACCACCGACGAGAAUUUGAAGGGUCUCGUCAAAGUUGGUGAAGAUUUAUUGAACAAACCAGUUUCUAGGGUUAACUUGCAAACCGGAGUUUUCGAAGUUGCUAACCACGAGACUAAUGCCGAGGCCCUCAAAAGGUUUGCGAAACAACUAUCUGAGGAGAGGUGGCUUCGUAAAUCAAGAGCAGAAGGGCAAGCUUAGAUCCAAGAAACAAUCAGCAAACGUGAUUCAUCUGUGUGUUGUCGUGUGAUAUGAUGUUUGUGUUGUUAAACAAAUGUACCUGUAGCAGCACCAAGUUCGUCGAACAAGCUGCAGUCCAAUGAUGCUGUAGGCGUAAAACAUGUUUCCAGGUUAAAAUAAAUUCAGCUGAUCACGAGAUCGCUGUGUAUAAUUAGUAGAUUCGUGUUGUGCCCGUUGACAUUGUUAAUUACAAAUUCUAUGAUGCGAA